AAGUGACUAAUAGCAAAGUUUAACCUUGUUAUAUAUAAUAUCUUCAUUCUUCAAGGACUUGGCUGUAGCACUUGCCUUAUUUCCUUUUCUGUAUUAGCUCUCCACUAAGGAUUUCGUUCAUCGUCCCUAACAAUCUGUGAAAGAUGAGCAGCGAUGACAGUUUGGACAAACUUAUAAAAGGAACGUUUGUUGAUCCCUCGCCGGAAAAUAGCCUGGAACUUAGAGAAGACCUUCGACAGCUUGGGAUUCCGGCAACUGAAGCACAAAUUGGCGCGAACGUACCGCCGUUGCCGGGCGAUGAUAAUCAGGUCAACUCGUUGAGCUUGACGUCGAGUAGUAGAAUGAAAAGAAACCUGGAAUUUGUAUUCGAUAAUUUCUCGGGAGAUAAAGGAGAAGAAAAAAAGAAGCAGCGCCGAGGAGGCUUUUAUAUCGGUGAAUCAUCAAAUCCGCAGCAACAACGAGGAGCGGAAAGUAAAGAAGAGGAUUUAUCUGAGCUGGAAAUGGUGAAAGCUUUCAAGGAUCGUAUUAACAGCCAGAUAAAGAUCGACGACAUGGCAUAUAUGAAAUCUGUGAUCUUGAUUUUCCAUCAGAUGAUAGAGAUGAAAGCCUCUUCUCUCUUGCCAAAAGUUCUCGGCUCCCACAAGCAAAUCAAAUCGCAAUGCCCAGUUCGAUCUGAUCUUGAUGACAUUAAGCGAAAGGUCCUUAAAAUCGAGCUCGAGUUCAAGGACACUGGUUUGACAGAUGAGGCAAAGCGGAGAUUGCUCGAAUUAGAAGAAGAAUUUAAAAGAUUAGAUCAAAAAUGGAUGAAGGACAUGACAAAAGCUGGGAACCUUGAUGCAAUCUUCACUAAUAAUAUGGAUUUCAGCGUGGAGACACUAAGGAGAGAGCUUUCUUCAGCAUGCCCUUGGAUUGAUAUGAAGAAAUUACUGUAAAUAAUGAUCUUUAUACUGUUGAUUAAGAUCAUGGAAGUUUGGCAGCUUGUGAAGGAUAACUUAUCAUUGUUAUCACUCAUCUUUUGUUACCUUUUAGAACACACUCAACUUUGAAGGAUUGUUUGAUAUAUUUUUAAUUUUCUCUAUGAAACUCUUUGGUUUUAACUUUGUGGAAUUAAAA
This is a messenger RNA of Gossypium arboreum, 1113 nucleotides long. RefSeq lists its product as uncharacterized. The record is from RefSeq and is a predicted model, not a curated record. Bases 144 to 932 code for a protein of 262 amino acids. The transcript is spliced from 6 exons. NCBI's taxonomy places the organism in Eukaryota, Viridiplantae, Streptophyta, Magnoliopsida, Malvales, Malvaceae.